AAAAUCACUGGCAUUUAAAGAGCAGCUUCAGAUUCGAGCUUUCUGUUAUAAAUACGUUGUUGUGGUAGCUGCGUACACGAUGUUGUGAAAGUGUAAUGCUCUGAUACUUUAACAGUAUGCACGGACCAUUUAUAAAUUACAUAGAGCAAGACAGACAGUUGACAACUGACAGCACCUUCAGUGACGGCGGCUUUGAGCACAGCUUCCUGGCAGACUGCGCGCGGAAAGGGGCAGGGGUUUCCAGGGCCAACAGCAUUGGCUCCACAAGCGCCUCGUCUGUGCCCAACACAGACGAUGAAGACAGUGACUACAGACAUGAGACGUCCUACAAGGACUCUUACAAAGUGAGACGGAGACAAGCCCACACGCAGGCUGAACAGAAACGGAGGGAUGCCAUAAGGAAAGGGUAUGAUGAUCUGCAGGCCAUAGUGCCCACCUGCCAGCAGCAGUCGGAGUUUGCCAUGGCCACACAGAAGAUCAGCAAAGUUACCGUGCUGCAGAAGACCAUAGACUACAUUCAGUUCCUGCAUAAAGAAAAGAAGAAGCAGGAGGAUGAAGUGUCCACACUGAGGAAGGAAGUGAUGGCCCUGAAGAUUAUGAAAACGAACUAUGAGCACAUAGUGAAGGCCCAUCAGAACAACCCACAGCAGGGCAACGAGCAGGUGUCAGACCAGGUGAAGUUCAGCGUGUUCCAGAGCAUCAUGGACUCGCUGUUCCAGAGUUUCAGCGCCUCAGUGUCCUUCAGCAGCUUCGAGGAGCUGUCGGCCUGCGUCUUCAGGUGGAUUGAGGAGCACUGCAAGCCCCAGACACUGAGGGAGUUUGUGGUGGAGAUCCUGAGACGGCUCAAUGCUCAGCUGUACUGAUGGCCGCGGGUGGACACCGAAACAGUUCCCUGUCUGUCAUUCAUGCCGACAUGGCACUCAGCAGGGAAUAUGCACAACACUCCCCUCUUACACACACAAACACACCCCUCUUACACACACAAACGCGUGCUCACACGCACACAUCAACAUACACACCCCUGUAUUGGCUGUACUACAUAGCUGUGGUGGUCAUGGUGGCCGGCUGGUGCUGUGUUCUUGCUCCACACUCUCCCCAGCUUCUCUGGUUGGAAUCAGCAGAGCCAUUCUGCUUUUGAGCAAAAACCUGUUUAAGUAGCAUUAAUUACAUCAUUUUAAAACAUGCGAGGGCUUUAGACCACCCUCUGUGUUAAGUUGGUUGGGGCUUUCGUUUUGGGGCUUGGUGUCCAGGAGAUGGCCAUAUUCUCUUUCACUCUGGUCUUAGUGCCCCCUUGUGGUUGGUUUGGGGGCCCUGUGGAGUUUCUAUGUUGUCACUCGACACAGUUCAGUGUUCACUGCUUCAGUGUUGUGUGUGAUGCUGCUGCCACCGGUUUCUCUGUAGUUUGCUGUGUGUAAGAUUUGUGUGUUGGUUAUUCAUGCAGCCGCAGAUGUCUGACGUGUUCAGUGUAAUCAAACAACCAACCGUACUUGUUUAAAAAAAAAAAAAAAAUCACACUGAAUGUCAAGAGAUGGUGGAAACACGUUUUUCGCUUUCUGUAUAAGUGGUUUUUAAAGGAGUCGCCUGAAUAUUGUUUCAGAUUGUUCAUUGUCGUUUGUUUUUGCUGUGUUUUAGUGUACCCAUUAUGUGUUACUCUCAUAUUGCUGAAGCACAGAGACACUCAUUAAUGAAAUCAUGUCAUUUAUGGUGACUUAUUUCAACCAAAAUAAAUAAGAUUGUAGAGAAUGUUGCAGCACAAUCCAAAAACCAACGGUAAUCAGGAAUUUUUAUAUUAAGAAAUACAAUGCCAAAAUGUUAAAGGGAAAUAAUUUAAUAGAUACUAAUCAAUAUUGGGUGCGUGUUGGAACCUUGUAUACAACCUCUUGAAAUUGUAUGCUGAUAUUGACAAGAGCAGUUGAAAUAUUUUUGUAUGAAUACAGUUUGUAAUUGGAAAUAAACAAUAUUCACUGUU
This is a messenger RNA of Alosa sapidissima (American shad), 1969 nucleotides long. It is a transcript of the gene mlx, whose product is annotated as MAX dimerization protein MLX. Lineage: Eukaryota; Metazoa; Chordata; Actinopteri; Clupeiformes; Clupeidae. The transcript is spliced from 8 exons. The coding region runs from base 117 to 863 and encodes 248 amino acids. Gene Ontology annotation, biological process: regulation of transcription by RNA polymerase II. Gene Ontology annotation, cellular component: nucleus. Gene Ontology annotation, molecular function: DNA-binding transcription factor activity, RNA polymerase II-specific; protein dimerization activity; RNA polymerase II cis-regulatory region sequence-specific DNA binding. The record is from RefSeq and is a predicted model, not a curated record.